AUGAACAUCUCUGUAGUUCCAAGUGUGCAGUUCUGCUAUGAAGGACUGAACGGCUCCUGCACCCGGUCCACCUACCCUUUAUCCCUCCGCAUCCCACUGUAUUGUCUUCUCACCUCCACAAUCAUCGUCACAGUGGGGGGAAAUUUGCUUGUAAUGAUUACUAUUGUUCAUUUUGUACAGUUGCAAACUCCCGCCAACUACCUUGUUUUCUCCAUGUCUGUGGCUGACCUGCUGUUGAGUAUAACUGUAAUGCCUCCGAACAUGAUUGAAUAUUUGGAAAACUGCUGGUACUUUGGCGACUUUUUGUGUACAGUUUAUGCCUGUGUUGACAUCACUCUUUGCUGUGCCUCAGUUUUGCAUCUGACCUGUAUUUCUAUCGACCGUUUCUAUGCGGUCAGUAAGCCCCUACAGUACCACAACAGAAUGUCAACAUAUGUGGCGUUCACUAUGAUCUCUGUCAGCUGGAUUAUAUCUGCCAUCUUUGGGUCUGCAGUAGCAUUUUUCCCUGGUCAUAGGGGACACGCUACUGAAAGCGUUUAUUUUGACUGCAUAGGAGGAUGCUUGGCCUUACAUGAAAAAGAAAUAGGUAUCUCAUACUUUUUUGUGUUCUAUUUCAUCCCAUUAACUGUCAUGUCAAGCAUUUACCUCAGGAUUUUAGUCAUUGCAAUAAGACAAACUAACAUCAUCCAUAAGACCAACAGACAAGUCAGAAUCGGCAAACACAAUGUGACUAAAAUAGAUUAUAGGGCCACAAAGACUCUUGGAAUUGUCAUUGGUGUUUUCAUGUUGUGUUGGACUCCAUUUUUUAUAUGCAAUAUCAUAGAUCCAAUAGUAGGGCAUUCCAUACCUGCACUUUUAUAUUAUAUUUUAAUGUGGCUUGCCUACUUAAACUCUAUGUUUAAUCCCAUAAUUUAUGCCUUCUCCCAUACUUGGUUUAGAAAAUAUUUUCAAAUCCUACUAAAAGGUCUUUUAUAA
Molecule: messenger RNA, 975 nt
Organism: Alosa alosa (allis shad)
Lineage: Eukaryota; Metazoa; Chordata; Actinopteri; Clupeiformes; Clupeidae
Product: trace amine-associated receptor 1-like
Exons: 1
Coding region: 1-975 (324 amino acids)
Biological process (GO): G protein-coupled receptor signaling pathway
Cellular component (GO): membrane
Molecular function (GO): trace-amine receptor activity
Source: RefSeq, a predicted model, not a curated record